GAUCUAUUUCAACUCGUACUCGGUCACACGGUGAAGUGAUGCAUGUCAAAGAAGGGUGUUUUUCUACAUGUACGUGGUAGGUUUUAUGAAGAUCAACCCUGGACUAUGGUCUGUCCUUUUGUCUCUCUGCAGAUGGCUCUUUGUAAAAGAGGAACGCUUUUUCCUCUUGGUUGUGUGUUCACACAUUUCCUGGAGAUUUCAGGACCCGUAUUUCUCCUAAAAAAGGCUGUCCUUCAAAAACAGAGAGGUUGCCACAUCCUCUAACGACCCCGAGUCAUCUUCCCCCACCUGGUCCGUGCACCUGUGCCAAAGCUGCAGUACUGCUCAAAAACGCCUUGCCUAAGGAUCGGGCGGAGGAGCUGAUCAAACGCAGAGAAAAGGACUUCCAGCAAAACAAAGCCAGGACGGAGUCUAUGACCUCCAUCCUCAUACCAGAUGGAUAUCAAUAAAAAAGCAACCCUUCAGCUCGCUCUCGGGGGUGUGUUUGUGUGUGUUCUUGGGUAUCUGUUUUUCUAUGCAUAUGUUGGAAAUCCUGAUCCCCAAGUGCUCCCGUCACGAAAUACAAACAGCAUCCUCACCAGGAGUCAUCUUCCCUCGAAUGGUCGGUGCACCUGUCCUCAAGGAGCGACGCAACUCAAAGACGUCUUGCCUCAGAAUCAGAAGGAGGAGCUGAUAAGGCGCAGAGCGAAGGAGUUCCAACAACACAGAGCCAGGACUGAGUCUGUGUUAUCCUCUCUGCUGUAUGCUCCGUGUAACUCUCCUCUGCAGUACCCUAUCCAGGGUUUCAGAGUACGACCUAUGACCUCCACCCUCAUACCAGGUCUCGCACUGCAUGCAGAACAAAGAAGCAGCUACACGGUCUCCUUGAACGUGUCCAAAGGAGUCCUGGGUACAGUGAUUCCAGCCAAAGGAGCGCAGGUCCAAGGUAAUGGAGAGAGCCGACUGAUGAUGGAGUCCAGCAGUCUGGAGACCCUCAAUGAGCUGCUGGGAAAUGUGUCCUAUACCAGCUCUGCUUACCACAUACACACCGGAGACCUGGCAUCCUUCCAGUUUGAGGACCAUGAAGCUGUGUUUCCCGUUACCAUCAAACAGCCUCAACCUCCAGUCCUGUACGACAUGGGAACAGAUAUCAACUCUCAAGUCACCAUCACCACAAAGACCUUCCUGCGCUACCCAGAACUCCAGAGGUUGUUGAGUAGCAUCCGGCAGUUCUACAAAGACAUAGAAGUCAUCAUCGCAGACGACAGCUUUGACCCGAAGAAAAUUACUGGAGCUCACAUCCAACAUUACAUCAUGCCUCCAGCACAAGGCUGGUUUGCUGGCAGGAACCUGGCAGUCUCCCAGGUCACCACCAAGUACUUCCUGUGGGUGGACGAUGACUUCCUGUUUACCGAGUCGACUAAGAUCGAAGAGAUGGUGAAGGUGAUGGAGGCGAACCCAGAUCUGGACGUGCUUGGUGGAUCAGUAGGAGGCCUCCAGUUUUAUUUCUCUCUCCUCUAUGAGGAAGGAGAGGAAAUGGAAGGUGGCUGUAUGCAAAGGAAGUACAGAGAGAGGUUCCACUCUCUUCCUGGUUACCCACAAUGCUCAUUGGUCAAUGGGGUGGUCAACUUCUUCCUGGCUCGUACAGAUGCCGUUCAGAGGGUGGGAUUCGACCCUAAGCUCAAGAGGGUAGCACACUCAGAGUUCUUCAUGGAUGGCCUGGGAUCCUUGAUGGUGGCAACAUGUGACCACGUGUCCAUUGGACAUCAGAAAAUUGCUAAUGACAAGAACACGCUGCACUACAGUGGGUUCAGACACCCCCCAAAGAGUGACGAGGACUCAAAGCUGCAGCUUCACUUCUUCAAAAACCACCUGAAGUGUAUCCUCUAUGGAAAAUUAUAAAUAAUAUCAGUGCUGAAAACUUCCAUUUGUAUACAUCAUUAACGAUGGUCCUAUUGUCAAGCAAAAAUAAAUCCGCUUAUUUUUUUUA
Molecule: messenger RNA, 1969 nt
Organism: Eleginops maclovinus (Patagonian blennie)
Lineage: Eukaryota; Metazoa; Chordata; Actinopteri; Perciformes; Eleginopidae
Product: beta-1,4 N-acetylgalactosaminyltransferase 2-like
Exons: 14
Coding region: 436-1881 (481 amino acids)
Biological process (GO): UDP-N-acetylgalactosamine metabolic process; UDP-N-acetylglucosamine metabolic process
Cellular component (GO): Golgi membrane
Molecular function (GO): acetylgalactosaminyltransferase activity
Source: RefSeq, a predicted model, not a curated record